This is a messenger RNA of Plenodomus lingam JN3, 1461 nucleotides long. RefSeq lists its product as uncharacterized. NCBI's taxonomy places the organism in Eukaryota, Fungi, Ascomycota, Dothideomycetes, Pleosporales, Leptosphaeriaceae. The record is from RefSeq and is a predicted model, not a curated record.
AUGUCCAUUCUACACUCGGUCCUCGGCUCACUAUCCCCUCCACCCAAAUUCCCAAAGUCUUUCGAAGAUCCACACGCGCGUGAGCACGAGUUACCGCUCUACAACUCACCACCUUCGCCACGCAUACCUCCACCUGUGACUGCGUCAGUUCUUUGGAGUGCGCCAAAGUCAAGCUUAUCUCCGCCGCCUCGUGUUCCUGACGAUCUUCUUGCCAUACAACGGCGAGCACGACAUCUCGAAAAGCAACUCCAGGAGCUGUUAGACGCCCAAGCGGAUGGCUUGAUCGGUGGUCUCAACGGGAGCCAUACGCCUGCAGAUGACCUUGUCUCGAAUGGAAGCACGACACCGACAGUCAGCAGCAUCAAAUCUGCCGAAAGAGUUACUGAGAAUGGCAGCCUUGAACCACGAUCCAGAAAGAAGAAAAUUGGUCUGAACGCCGCAAGGCUAGGGAUAUCGAAACGAAUUAGGCAGCUUGCAAACGUCAAGGCUGAGGAGCUCGAUCUACUUGACCAAGAAUUGAGGAAUCUACAAGUGACGGUAGAGAAGACCGAGACGUGGACGCAGAAGCGCGCGCGAUUAGAGAAGAAGAUCAAGGACAUCGAGGGCGAGAGUGCUGGUGCAAGAGCACAGACAUUACAGGCUGAAGCCUCUAGGCUUGAGCUAGAUAUACGGCAGAAAGAGCAGGAGCUUUGGACGCUGAAGAACCAACACCGGCGGGUAUUGGACGAGCUGGCUGAUACCGAGAACGCUGUGGAAGCGAAACUUUCAUCGUACAAAACGUCGCAGUCGAUACUUGACAGGGAGAUUUCCAAUUUUCUGACUCGACCACCAAUUGCAGGUCAUAUUCCAAUGUCAUCUUCGCCCUUUUUAACACUUCCCGCUAAGCGGCGGACGCUCGAGAUGGCGCGCGAAUUCUGGCAUGACGAAUACAACAGACUAGCUGAAAAGUGCGAAGAAGUCGACGCAGACAGGGGGGCGCUCGAUGAUGGGGCUCAAUUGUGGAAUGACGUGGUGAAGAAGAUAGCUGAAUACGAAACCGGCCUGCAGGACUUCAUGCAACAAGCUGGACGAUCUGAAUCUCAGGAUUCUUCCAAAUUGCUUGAGCAAAUGGAUGCCACUAUUGUUUAUCUCGAGGAGAAAUUGGAAUAUGCCUCGUCCCAGAGUUGGAACCUCCUAGUAUGUGCCAUUGGGGCAGAACUCGAAGCUUUCAAACAAGGCAAGGAUAUCCUGAAAGAAGCCUUGGGCAUGUCUCGGAAAGGCAAAGAGAAGGCUGUAGACUCGUUGGCAGACCACGAUGGCUUUGUACCAGCAGAAGAAGAAAUGACUGGCUCGGCGAUAAGGAUCACUCGCUCACCACCUAAGCCUGCACCGCCCAAACAACGCUUCUUCGAAACUGAUGACGAAAACGAGGAUCCUGACCCUGAGCUUCUGAUAUCCCAACAUGACACUGAUACAGACUGA